Molecule: messenger RNA, 2222 nt
Organism: Drosophila mojavensis
Lineage: Eukaryota; Metazoa; Arthropoda; Insecta; Diptera; Drosophilidae
Gene: PIG-A
Product: phosphatidylinositol N-acetylglucosaminyltransferase subunit A
Exons: 3
Coding region: 394-1941 (515 amino acids)
Biological process (GO): GPI anchor biosynthetic process
Cellular component (GO): glycosylphosphatidylinositol-N-acetylglucosaminyltransferase (GPI-GnT) complex
Molecular function (GO): phosphatidylinositol N-acetylglucosaminyltransferase activity
Source: RefSeq, a predicted model, not a curated record
AUAUGGCUGCUGCUGUUAAUGGCUUUGAGUGCAUUUAUAAAAUGAAUCAGUUGUGUAGACGAGUAUUUUAAAAUAUUUAUAAAAGAGCAUCACAUUUUUAAGAUGAAUAAAUUACGUUGGUUAACUCAAACAACUUAUUGUACCACAUACUUUAUUUUUAAAUGUAAUCUUCAAUUAAGAAAAAAUUAAAUAUUUGGCUACUCCAGUCAGUUCAUACAUUACUAGUUCAAGUUCGACUGACUGCAAUGAACUAUUUUGUUUAACAUAUUAUCAAUGUAAAGACCCAACUUGAUUUUAGUUUAGUCAGUUUGUUGUUUUAAAAUAUAAAUAAUUUUAUUUGUGUGUAAUGUUAACUGCAUAUGAGCUGGCAAGUUGCAGUAAAUCAGAGCGAAAAUGCGCAUCUGCAUGGUAUCGGACUUCUUCUACCCAAGCAUUGGCGGCGUCGAAGAACAUGUUUACAAUCUCUCCCAAAUGCUGCUCGCAUUGGGUCACAAGGUUGUUGUUCUGACGCACGCUUACGGGGAUUGCAGCGGCAUUCGACACAUAACGAAUGGCCUGAAGGUUUAUUACCUGCCCAUAAAGGUGUGCUACAAUCAGUGCAUCCUGCCCACUGCCGUCUGCAAUGUGCCUAUGCUGCGCGCUGUGCUGCUGCGCGAGCAAGUUGACGUAGUCCAUGGCCAUUCGGCGUUUAGCGCCCUGGCUCACGAGGCUUUAAUGGUGGGCGCGCUGCUCGGACUGAAGACUGUCUUCACGGAUCACAGCUUGUUUGGCUUUGCUGAUCUCUCUGCUGCCUUAACGAACAAACUCUUGGAAAUCACCUUGAGUAUGGUGAAUCAUGCCAUCUGCGUCUCGCACAUCGGCAAGGAGAACACCGUGCUGCGUGCCUGUGUUGCGAAGCAUCGCGUCUCUGUCAUACCCAAUGCCGUGGACACGGCGCUCUUCACCCCCGAUCCUUCACAGAGACCCGACAACGGGGUCAUAAACAUCGUCGUUGCCUCGCGCUUGGUCUACCGCAAGGGCAUCGAUCUGCUGGCAGGGGUGAUUCCCCGCUUUAAGAAUAGCCCUAAUAUAAACUUUAUAAUUGUCGGGGAUGGCCCGAAGCGAGAUCUUCUGGAGGAGAUUCGCGAGAAGACGAAUAUGCAAGACCGGGUCGAAAUCCUAGGCGCUGUGGAGCAUGCCAAGGUUCGAGACGUCCUUGUGCGUGGUCACAUCUUUGUCAACACCUCCUUGACGGAGGCAUAUUGCAUGGCCAUAGUGGAGGCCGCUAGCUGUGGCCUACAAGUGGUGUCCACUAGUGUGGGUGGAAUUCCCGAGGUGCUGCCCAAUAGCCUAAUACUGCUUGCCGAGCCAGACAUAGAGGCCAUCUAUGCGGCGAUAUUGGUGGCCAUAGAUCGACAUCGCAGCAUUUGCAAGCCGGCUGCAAGAGAGGACGGCAGUAGCAGGCCAAGACGUAAGAGGAAAAAGAAAGGCUCAGGUGGAGGACAAGCGAAUGGAGCUGCGAUAGGUGCUAUAGCAGUGGAAGCAGGCGCUGCAGGCGGUGGAGAUGCGAGAAAAGCAGGUGCAGCAAUAGUUGGCGAUUAUGCAGGAGCAGCUGCUAGAUUAGCAGGGGUAGCAGGAAACGACUCUACAGGAGCAAUAGGAGGGGCAGUGGCAUCAACUGCCAAACAGGCGGAGCCUGUUCUCUGUCCGCACAGAUGCAACGAGCUGGUGGAAACUCUUUACAACUGGGAGGACGUUGCCCAGCGCACAGUCAAGGUCUACGAUCGCGUGCUAAAGGAACGAGCCUUUACGCUCAGCGAACUGAUCUAUUCGGUGUAUCAGUGUGGAGCCUGGUUUUUGGCAUUCCUAGUCGUUGCCCACUUUACGUUGCGCCUGAUGGAUCGCUGGCGGCCACGCAGUCGCAUUGAGGCUGCCCACGAGGCCAGACGGAAGCCUAGCUAAUGCUACAUACAUGUGUUCCAAUAGAACUUCCACUUUAUUGUUAGUAUUGGUUAUAAUAUAAUAGAUAAUUUGUCAAUUAGUUCAAAUAUACCAAGGUGUUCGCUAUAACAGUUUCUGAUAAGAUAUGGAUUCGUUUUUAACCGAUUAAAGUUACAGUGCUGUAAAUAACAUAUUUUUUUCAAUAGAAUUAAAGAGCGCUAGGUUUUGAAAUGAUCUAGUAGUUUUCUGUUAAUAAGCGUAAUUGUAUCAUUAAUUUCGAUUAAAGUAUUAAUAUCAAAUAU